Anopheles darlingi is the source of this 2843-nucleotide messenger RNA. RefSeq lists its product as uncharacterized. Bases 206 to 2188 code for a protein of 660 amino acids. The transcript has 2 exons. Lineage: Eukaryota; Metazoa; Arthropoda; Insecta; Diptera; Culicidae. The record is from RefSeq and is a predicted model, not a curated record.
CAAGCGGUAUUGGACUGCUGUCAGCAAGUCAGCUUGCCGUUGACCGUAAACAAUAGUGAUUAUUUUAACUCGAUAAGUAUUCAGUGUAAUUUGUAGUGAACAUUUAUAAGAACACGCUGUAUACACAGAAAGAAAGUCUCUUCACCUAACCUACAUGACCAUAACAAAAGCUGACGCUUAACGCUUAACGCUUAAAGCAACAAUAAUGGGCUCCACAACUAAACUCACGUCAACAAAAUCGACUCAAACCGAGCAAUCUUCCAUUUCUGAUGAUGGUUUAAUCACAGUAUGUACGCUAAGAACCAUCUUAGCUUCUUUAUCCGAUCUCAACAAGAUGGUUGGUUCGAUAAACGCGGCCAAGCAAACCCCUUCUGAAGAUGAGCCACACACCGGCGACGACCCUCACCUGCCGAAUAUGAUUCUUCCGCCCGUAACAAGCCUUGAAGAAUUGUUUGAACUGGAAGAGAACGCUAGUAACGAAGAUUUCGUAUCAUCUGCAGUCAUUUGUUUUGGACGUAUGUUCGGCAAACAUAAUUACAAAGGUAGAGGAAGAACAGUGUGUCUCCGGCUUAUUGAAAGAGUGUUCGAAGUGCAAUUCUUGAGUAACUGUUCGUGGGCCGAAAAUGGAAAGGACGGAAACAUCGAUUUGAUAGACUUCGAGCAUACAUUUAACAUGUUGUAUAAGACAGUGAUAUAUACCGACCCGGAUUUUACUACACAGCAAAUGAAACAUUUUUUCCGAUUAGCCAUAAUGUAUGCCAAAAGACGAGCUAAUGAAAAAAGGCAAAAACAGUCCACAAUUACUGUACAACACGCAGAUAUUGAUGAAAGCUUUGAGGAAACGUGUUUGGACAGCAUUGUGGAACAAGAUAGCAUGGUGGAACAAGACAUUAUAGUCGAACAAGAAAACUUGAUGGAUCAGGUGACAAUGGAUGAACAAUUUAGGAAACAGGAUUCUAAUUUGAUAGAAAAUAACCAUUUAGAUAGUCAUGCUAUCUAUGAGACAGAGCACUUGUCCUCAAUAGCGAACAUUUCGCCGGAAAAAAAACAAUCUGAUGUAUCCACGCCAACUGAUACAUCACUAAGCCUUCCGAAUAAGAUCCUGCAACCGGUAAAAAAUCUUGCUGAACUCAGUUUGCUAGAGAAAAAAGCAAAGAACGAGGGAUUUGUUUUAGCAGUCAUAUCCCGGUUUGGAAAAAUGCAUGGAGAAGGAUUGCAUAAAGGCAAAGGAAAAACGAUAUGUUCCCGGCUUCUUGAUCAAUUCUUCGAGCGCGAUUUCCUGUGUAACUGUUGUCUUACAAGCAGUACCAAACAUAAGGAUAAAAUAGCUAUUGAGCGGUUCCCGAACACGAUCAAUUUACUCUUCAGGACAGUGAUCUAUUCCGAUCCAGAGUACACCAUGCUUGAAAUGUGUACUUUUUUGCAGAACACACUUCCUAUGUCAAAGACACGUUCUAAAACUAAACAAGAAGGCGAAGGCUCAGCAAUGAAUGCCAAGCGAAAUAAAUUAGUUGCAGAGCCCAACGAGUCAAAUCUUGUAUUAGCGACAGCAGCCAAAGAAGAUUUAAGUAGCGCGAAGGUAAAAGAAUGCCAGGAAGAAAUAACUACGAUAGAAUUAGUCUCAUCGGCGGAUCAUUGCGCUCUAACGACGAGCAGCACGUUAUCAACGGAUAGAGAUGGUCCUGCAAAAAUCGUUCUUGAAAUAAUAGACAGUCAAUUUGCCAAAAGCGACACGCCACUGUUGGAUGUGAACAAUCAAAUCGAAUCCAACACAUCAGAAACACAGCACAAACGAAUAGCUCGGGAAAAGGGUCUUUUGGAAUUGUUUCCAAAAACGAUACUGUCACCAGUAAAUAACUUUAAUGCAUUACGUGCGCUGGAGAAAAAGGCAUCGAGUCAAUCAUUUGUCAAAGCAUUGAUCUUCAGCUCUUCCAAAAUGUUCGCAAGAGGACAGUGGAAAGGAAAGGGAAGGAUCGUUUGUGCGAAGCUGAUUGAUCUGUUUUUCGAAAAAGAAUUUUUGAAGAGGUGUUCUUGGACGGGUAGUGCAAAAGAAAGUGGAGUGGUUGCAUUCAAAGAUUACAAUGGCAUCUUUACUAUGUUCUACCAAAUCGUCGCCUUUGCUGCGCCUGAUUUUACGAUGAAUGAAUUGGAAGUGUUUUUCCGUAGUCGACUGCGCAAUCGAAGAUAAAUAUAAUUAAUAACUGUAUGCUUGCAAAACUUAUCAUUACUUUUUCCACCAACACAUUUUUUUGUAAACCGUUGAAAAAUAUUUAUCUCAAGAUACGUAAAAAUCCAUUUUAUUUUAAACAAAUAAAAUAUUAAUAUACUGAGUUUACUGAGGAAUUCCGUGUGUAUACAAUGCAACAGUAACAUUAGUAAGCUUUCCUAGUUUGUCCAUAGAAGACUUCGAAUAAUUGCACAAAGUCACGGCCGGAGUAGGUUUACGGAUUGCCCAGGCAACGAUAUCAUGGGUUAGUUUGAGGUAGUAUAAUGGCAGUCUCUCGAAAACAUGAUAUUGCGAAUAUGCAGACCAUCCAUAAAGGCUAUAUGGUUAUCAGAAGUAUUUUCGAAAUUUGUGGAGUUUAGAAAUAUUAAAAUUCCCAAGUAUUUGCCAUGAAACAUAUUCGAAAAUUCCGACUGGCUUUUCUUUCCUCGAAUUCUGAGCAAUUCUAGCAACACAGUGAGUAUGGUGGCCGAACCACCGCAACUAAUCCAGAUCUUGGAACCAUGUAGCAUCGGCCAGCCGUCGUACCAUCGACCGAAUUCAUCGCCCUGCUACGAAUUAAACCUGCACGCCCAUCUCCCACAUGCUUUUCUGAGUGGCCUCAUCUGGACCUCCAUUC